This is a messenger RNA of Pteropus alecto (black flying fox), 2008 nucleotides long. It is a transcript of the gene POLR3D, whose product is annotated as RNA polymerase III subunit D. Gene Ontology annotation, biological process: transcription by RNA polymerase III. Lineage: Eukaryota; Metazoa; Chordata; Mammalia; Chiroptera; Pteropodidae. Gene Ontology annotation, molecular function: DNA binding. The transcript is spliced from 9 exons. The record is from RefSeq and is a predicted model, not a curated record. Gene Ontology annotation, cellular component: RNA polymerase III complex. The coding region runs from base 162 to 1358 and encodes 398 amino acids.
CCGGCCCCGCCCACCGACCUCACUUCCGCCUCGCGGCAAGAUGGCGGCGCCCGGACCCCGCCACGCAGACUUCCGCCUGGUGCUGAGACCCAGGGCCAGCUGUGUGUCGCGCCGGAGCUGAAGUCGGAACGCACGCGGUGUGGAGCCGCAGCUUGGGCAACAUGUCUGAAGGAAACGCCGCGGGCGAGCCCAGCGCUCCGGGGGGGCCCCGACCCCUCCUCUCUGGGGCCCGGGGGCUAAUCGGGCGGCGGCCGGCUCCUCCCCUCACCCCGGGCCGACUUCCCUCCAUUCGCUCCAGGGACCUCACCCUCGGGGGAGUCAAGAAGAAAACCUUCACCCCAAAUAUCAUCAGUCGGAAGAUCAAGGAAGAGCCCAAGGAAGAAGUAACCAUCAAGAAGGAGAAGCGUGACAGAGAGAGAGACCGACAGCGAGAGGGGCAUGGACGGGGCCGGGGUCGCCCAGAAGUGAUCCAGUCCCACUCCAUCUUUGAGCAGGGCCCAGCCGAAAUGAUGAAGAAAAAGGGGAACUGGGAUAAGACAGUGGAUCUGUCGGACAUGGGGCCCUCUCAUAUCAUCAACAUCAAAAAAGAGAAGAGGGAGACGGAUGAAGAAACAAAACAUAUCCUGCGCAUGCUGGAGAAGGAUGAUUUCAUUGAUGACCCCGGGCUGAAGAAUGACACCCGAAACAUGCCUGUGCAGCUGCCGCUGGCUCACUCAGGGUGGCUGUUUAAAGAAGAGAACGAAGAACCAGAUGUUAAGCCUUGGCUGGCUGGCCCCAAGGAAGAGGACAUGGAGGUGGAUGUGCCUGUUGUGAAAGUGAAAGAGGAGCCACGAGAUGAGGAGGAGGACGCCAAGAUGAAGGCUCCUCCCAGAGCAGCCAGAAAGACCCCCGGCCUCCCGAAGGACGUGUCUGUGGCAGAGCUGCUCAGGGAGCUGAGCCUCACGCAGGAGGAAGAGCUUCUGUUCCUCCAGCUGCCAGACACGCUCCCUGGCCAGCCACCGACUCAGGACAUCAAGCCUAUCAAGACAGAGGUGCAGAACGAGGAUGGACAGAUGGUGGUUAUGAAGCAGGAGAAAGACCGGGAAGCCAGGCUGGCAGAGAACACUUGCACCCUGGCUGACCUGACAGAGGGUCAGGUUGGAAAGCUGCUCAUCCGCAAGUCGGGAAAGGUGCAGCUCCUCCUGGGCAAGGUGACUCUGGACGUGACAAUGGGAACUGCCUGCUCUUUCCUGCAGGAGCUGGUGUCUGUGGGCCUUGGAGACAGUAGGACAGGAGAGAUGACAGUCCUGGGACACAUAAAGCACAAACUUGUAUGUUCUCCCGAUUUUGAAUCCCUCUUGGAUCACAAACACCGGUAAAAUGAGCAGAUGGAAGAUGGUGGUGACUGUGCCCACGGCUGCUGCUUGCCCCAGACGUUUUGUUCUAAAAUCUGUGCGACCCAGAAGGGGCCUGUUAGCCCACCCACUCCAGCCUUUGGCAGCCAUUGUCCCACUUUUCCCCACAGGGCCCACGUGGCUCCCUCCCACAGCAGCUGACCUUCCCACAGCAUAGAUAAUGCAGGUCCUUGCUGCUGGGGGACUCGUCCCUUCUAUUUAUUUUUUAUGUCUCAUCUCUUCAACUGACUGCAUCUUCCCCAGGUGGAGAGGGGAAGGCCCAUGGAAAAGUACAGGUUCCGAUUCAUGGUGACUGUCUUGGUUCUCACGGUGGGAGGCGUAAGGACCGUCACAGCUUCUCUCUCUCUCCCUCCUCCCUGAGAUGAGUGUCUGAGCAGAGAAUUUUUGUGUCUGAGGCUCGGCACUCAGUCCCAGCUCUGUCAGUAACUAGUUGUGUGACCUUGGACAAACUACCUAACCUUUCUGAGCCUCUUGUUCCUUAUUUGAUAGAAAUGAGGACAAUACCUACCUCACAAGGUUGGUGUGAGGAUUAAAUGGAACAUUAUAGAUGAAAUCUCCUUGCACAAGGCCAGACAUACAAAGUAGGCGCUCAAUAAAUGUUAGUUUCCCUUCCC